AUGGAUGCAGAAAAUCAGAAGAUCAGUGCGAAGACACAGUGUGUGUUGGAUGCAGAAAAUCACUAUAACCAGUGUCUGGAUGAUUAUGUGAAACAGGCAGAGUGCGCUGACCUGCGCAGGAAGGAGAUGCAGCAUAAGAGGUGGACGGAACGGGUGGCUGAGCCACUACAGAAAACCAUAGAGAGCUACAUAGACAGCCAGACCAGUGAAGACAUAGAGAGGAGAAGGAGAUGGCUUCUAGAACAGUACUUGGAAUAUUGCAACAAAAGGGGUAAUGCAUUUAUGAAAGAUUAUGAUUCCUCCGAGUACGACCCGUUUAUUAAUCGCCUCUGCAAGCACUACCUCCGGGUUUCAACCCCAGUAUUUAAGGACCCUCUCCUCCAGCAGUACCAGAAGAGGUUUGAGGAAGAGAAGGUGGCUCUACACUGUGACACAGGCAGGCUGUAUUCAGCCAAUGAAAUCAAUGAGCUGAACCUGCAGAAACUUCCACGGGCUCCGCUGGGGCGCCAAACCAUGAAUGGGAUCAAGUGGUUGAAGACUCCAUUCGGUUACAUCGAAAGUGAUAUCAGGAUGAAGAGCAGACAGAGGGUGAGAGGAUCUGUUAACCAAGGAACUCUAGACUUCAAGACAUGGGCUGAUACCAAAUACCCACCUGAGAUCUUCAGCACUGAGAGGAACAUCUGUCAUAAGAGAAAGUUUUCAGUCAAGACAUCUUCCAUGCCAGUAUAUUCCAAGCAAUGUGGUCCGGAGCACACAGUCACA
Staurois parvus is the source of this 762-nucleotide messenger RNA. NCBI's taxonomy places the organism in Eukaryota, Metazoa, Chordata, Amphibia, Anura, Ranidae. The record is from the annotation of a GenBank genome assembly.